This is a messenger RNA of Sinocyclocheilus anshuiensis, 1270 nucleotides long. Its product is annotated as V-set domain-containing T-cell activation inhibitor 1-like. Bases 162 to 692 code for a protein of 176 amino acids. Gene Ontology annotation, biological process: immune response; cell surface receptor signaling pathway; T cell costimulation. Gene Ontology annotation, cellular component: external side of plasma membrane. The transcript is spliced from 4 exons. The record is from RefSeq and is a predicted model, not a curated record. Lineage: Eukaryota; Metazoa; Chordata; Actinopteri; Cypriniformes; Cyprinidae.
AGUUGGCAACGGUGACUCUUGCACACGGAAGCAACAGAAAGCGGAGGAGUAAACGUUAAAACAUUUUUGCUUUUCUUCUUUUUAAAUUGCCCGCUACGUUUACCUUAGACUUGGGUAACGUUAGGACAAACGACAUAUAGCAGACAUAUAAUACGAGAGUCAUGUUUGUAAGAUGCUGGGUCAUUUAUGUAUUAUUUAUUCAUCUGAUAGAUAAAGUGUCUCUGCAGGUCAGUGGUUUCGUUGGAGAUUCUGUCCUCUUGCCAUGUUCAUACCAGGAUAGAGAACUAAAGCCAGAAGACAUUAAUGUGUUUUGGAGAUACAAUGAAAGCAAAAAUGUUUAUGAUAUCGAAAAAGGGAAUCCAUCAACAAACAAACAGGAUGCAAUGUUCAAGGGUCGAAUAAAAAGUGUUCUCUCACGGCACGAGAAUGGGAACUUUUCUCUUAUACUCUCAAAUCUGAUGGUCACCGACACAGGGCAGUUCUCAUGUGAUAUCCCAGGUGUGAAAAAGGAAUUCAAACUAACGCUGCAUGUCAAAGCACAUCCAACAACAACGUCUACUACAGCGUCUAAUCUAAAAUCGACGUCUGAUACAAGAAGCUCUUCCAUGAAAACACAACCAGAGGGGAUUGCAACUUUCCUGACUGUUGUUUUGGAAUUUUUUCUUUUGCAUUAUAUCUGUGUACUUUACUAGAGUUACUCUUUACUGUAUUGCUUAACUGUGUUGCAAAUUGUGCCUUUCUUCAAUGCUUAGUAAUAGUUGUUUGUACCCUUGAACCAAAUGUGUUAUAUUCUGACUGCUGUACAAAACUGUGGCCAAAUUCAGUAGCAUAAUUAUAAGAGACAGAUGUUUGAUAUUCAUUUUAUUUUUAUUUAAGUUUAAACUUUUUGUCUUCCAGACGUUUCCAAAAAGCAUUGUUAGCCAACUACACGAGUUCUGUCAUUACCAACAAUUCAGUGUUUCCCUAAACAAUACAGUUUUAAAGAACAUUUGCAAACAGCAUCGCAAAGUUGUGUGGUAGGAACUACAGCUCUUGACCUGUGGCUAGAAGCAGAGUUUCUUUGUAUGACAUGGACUGAUAGCGAUAAUGCUCUUGAGUAUAAGCAACAUGCACAUCUAUUUCUUUCAUUCAUCAUUUUAGUUUGUAAAUAGACAGAAUGAAAGUGCCGUGUUUGAAGAGUAUGAAUGUGCUCAAGAGCCCAGGAGUAUGAAGUAAGAAUGAACCCAUGAUUAAAACAAACACUUGGAAAUAAACCAGUGGAGAACAAAAA